This is a messenger RNA of Cooperia oncophora, 228 nucleotides long. NCBI's taxonomy places the organism in Eukaryota, Metazoa, Nematoda, Chromadorea, Rhabditida, Trichostrongylidae. The record is from the annotation of a GenBank genome assembly.
AUGCAGCUGAUUACGAACGAUCAUUUAGACGUGCCAUCGCUCCCAGUGAGCGAGGACCCUACUUCCUUGUACAGCGUGAAAGGUAUCGUAAUUCUGGAUCAAGAUGGAAACAGAGUGAUUGCAAAGUACUUCGAUAAGACAACGUUUGGAACUACGAAGGAACAGAAAGCAUUUGAGAAAAGCCUCUUCCAGAAAACGUCUAGAAAUUCCUCAUGUGAGAUUUUCUAG